Prosopis cineraria is the source of this 3161-nucleotide messenger RNA. RefSeq names its product receptor-like protein EIX2. Gene Ontology annotation, molecular function: protein binding. The record is from RefSeq and is a predicted model, not a curated record. NCBI's taxonomy places the organism in Eukaryota, Viridiplantae, Streptophyta, Magnoliopsida, Fabales, Fabaceae. The transcript has 2 exons. Bases 7 to 2640 code for a protein of 877 amino acids.
ACUGUGAUGGUGAGCUUCACUUCACGAGUUUCAUUUGCUUUGUUGCUGCUUCUGCUAUUUGCAACGACAUUCAAUGGAAAAAUAUUUAGCACAAGCAGCUUGCUGGUUCGUUGCAAUGAGAAUGAUCAAAGAUUACUUUCAAUCUUCAAAGAAGGAGUGGUAGAUCCUUUAAACCGACUCUCCUCUUGGAAUACUGAAGAAGAUUGUUGUUUAUGGGAGGGAGUUCAAUGUGACAUCACCACUGGCAGAGUCACGGAUCUUUCUCUAUCUGAUCGUGGAUUACAAGGUGAGAUUAAUCUGUGUCUCCUUCAGAUUCAAUUUCUCAAGUACUUGAACUUCAGCUACAAUCACUUCAAAACUGUGAGUACUUCACCAUGCCAAGUCUCCCAAUCCCCAACACAUAGAUUCCACAAUCGAUCACUUGCUACUGUGUCAACUCAACAAGAAAAUUUUUCUGCUACUAUACAUUACCUUGACUUCUCAUAUAAUUAUGAUUUAGUCAUAAAUGAUCUUCAUUGGCUUUCUCAGAUUUCUUCAUUAAAAUAUCUUGAUCUCAGUGCUGUUGAUAUUGGAAGUGAAGCCAAAUGGCUCCAACAUAUGGGAAUGCUUCCUUUGUUAUCUGUGUUACGCUUGAGUGGUUGUCGGCUGAGACAUUUUCCAUCCCUCAACUAUGUUAAUUUUACAUCACUUGUAACUCUUGAUCUUUCUGACAACCAUAUCAACUCAAUGUUGCCUGCUUCGUUCUUUAAUGUCACCAAAGAUAUCUCUGUUCUUGACCUCGGCUGGAACAAUUUCUAUGGUCACAUACCAAUAGCCUUAUUCAAGCUUCCUUACUUAAAAAGGUUAAGCUUGAGGUAUAAUCAACUCAGAGGAUCACUUCCAGAUUGGUUAGAUCGCCAUGAACAUUUGCAAUAUUUUGAUAUCUCUGAAAAUUUGAUCUCUGGUCCAAUUCCUUCAUGUUUUGGAAACCUUUCUUCCUUAGUUUUCUUGGAUCUAUCAAGGAAUCAAUUAAGCGGUAAUCUUCCAAUAAGCUUUGGACAAGUCCAUAACCUAAAAUAUUUAAUCAUCCGAGGCAAUUCCUUCAUGGGUGUCCUCGCAGAAAAGAAUUUCGCCAAUCUCUCAAGAUUAACAUAUUUGGACUUAAGUUCAACUGGUUUCAAAUUUCACUUUGAUCCCAAUUGGGUCCCACCAUUUCAACUUGAGUCUCUGGAUGUGAGUAACACAAGUCUAGGUCCUAAUCUUCCAGCAUGGCUAUAUACACAACGGUCACUACGAGGACUAGACAUCUCUACAUGUGGGAUAGCAAAUAUAGAUGAAAAUGUAUUUUGGAGCAUUGUUUCAAGAAUUCAUAGUGUCGAUCUAUCAAACAACUUGAUCAGUGGAGACAUAUCCAAUGUGACAUUACACUCAUCAUCUAUUUCUUUAGACGACAAUAAUUUCACAGGAAGCCUCCCACACAUAUCAUCUGACGUAUUCUAUGUUUCAGCAUCGAACAAUGCUUUCUCAGGAUCUAUAUUCCCAUUGUUGUGUGAUAGUAAUGCAACAGAAGUGUAUCACUUGGAUGUAUCGCACAAUCAUUUAACUGGAAAACUUCCUGAUUGUUGGACCAAUUGGAAACAAUUAGAUCACCUUAACUUGGGGAGCAAUAAGCUAACAGGUGAAAUUCCUCCCUCAAUGGCUUCAUUGAAUCAUCUGCAGGGAUUGAAUUUGCAGAAUAAUAAUUUUUUCGGCAAAUUUUCAUUGGACUUGUCGAACUGGACGAAUUUGGUUUACCUCUUUCUAGAGCGAAAUAAAUUUUCUGGAAGUUUGCCAAAUUUGCAGCAGAAAAAUUUGGUGGUUAUUCAAUUAAGAGCCAACCAAUUUACGGGUAAUAUUCCAUCUCAAAUAUGCAGCCUCUCAACUGUCAGAGUACUAGAUCUUGCCGAUAAUAUGCUUUCUGGACCCAUACCUUAUUGCUUAUAUAACAUCAUGAAUUCAUAUCCUACUGAUGAUAUUUAUCCGAUAGAGGCAGCGAACUUGGUCUCUAAAGGAAGAGAAUUGAAUUAUAAUGAUGCUUUUAUAGUUAACAGUAUUGAUCUCUCUUCUAACAACUUGUCUGGAGAAAUUCCUAAAGAAUUGUUUAGGAUGACUCAAUUGUGGUCCUUGAACUUAUCUCGAAACCAAUUGACAGGGAAGAUCUCUAAAGAAAUUGGAAGCAUGAAAAAUUUGGAAUCGCUCGAUCUCAGCUUCAAUAAACUUUAUGGAAAAAUUCCUUCGACAAUCUCUAAUUUGUCUUUUCUUGCUUAUUUGAAUUUAUCAUACAACAAUUUCAAUGGAGAAAUUCCUUUGGGAACCCAAAUUCAAAGUUUUGAAUUGUGGAGUUUUGUUGGCAAUCUUGAACUUUGUGGAGAUCCUCUUCCAAAAAUCUGCCACAAGAAGGAAGAAACCGACAACUCAAAGCUAGAUGAGGAAAAUGAAGAUGACAACUAUACAAAGUCAUUGUAUCUUGGGAUGGGAAUCGGAUUUGCAGUGGGCUUCUGGGGAGUUUGUGGUUCUCUCUUCUUCAUCAGAUCAUGGAGACACAAAUUUUUCAGAUUGUUUGGUCAUCUGGUGGAUCAACUUUGUGUUUUUGUGACCCUCAGUUUCAAAAGUUUCCAUUGAACAUCAAGAACAUUCUGUGAUGUUGAGUGCAGCAAGAAGUAGCAAGUUUAUUUGGUACAAUGAGUGUGGAGCCUGGUUUAGUUUUACAUGUCAUAUCUCUAUCUUAAAUUUGUGAAUUGAUGAAGGAAGAGUUUACGUAGUAAUAGUUCUUAGAGUAUAUGAAAGAGUUCUCAUGCCACACAUCAUUGUAUUUUGAACCUUUUAUCUUUUUUCUCUUUGAAUGAAAUGCUCCUCUCUUUCAAUUCAAAUUUAUCUGAACCAUUGAAGAAACAGUGUUUGUAAUGUGGGUUCACAUUUUCUUUGGCUCGAUGUGCAUUAACUGGAUGCGUCAGGUGUGUUCGGAUUUGAAAGCUUAGGAAAUUUAUUGUCUAUAAAUGUUAGAGGAACAUUUUGAAGAUGACCUGACAUUGAGGAGAAUCUAGUAGAAGCUUAUUCUUCUGCAUUUCGAAGAAGACGAUUUUGAUUGAAAUAGACUUAUUCAUAAAUAAGUUGCUCAAAAAUUACAGUCAAAUUCUUUGAGA